ACGUAAUUAUUCCAUAGAACAUCCAAAAAUUAUAAUCUGGAGUUUAAAUGGAUUAUCGAAUCGAAUCGAAUCGAAUCGAAUCGAAUCUGUGAAGUUGAAUCCACAGUUUAUCCAUCACAAAAGUAGUCGAAUUAUAGAUAAGGAGUUGAAAAAGAAGAGCAUAUAGAUUGAGUGAGUGCGUUUAAUGGCAUGGAGAUGGAGAGAGCAUUUGUUCGUCCCCCACUUCUCUCUCUCCUCAGAGACACCAAAUCUGGACAAUUCUAUCCACUCUAGAGAGAUCAAAAUUGAAUCCUUUGUUAGAGAGAGAAUCGCUCGGAACCGAUGCUGUGCUGGGAAUGGGGAAGGCCGGUGAUCAGCAACUGCCAAUUGUGCAGCAGCCGCCGCAGUCGCAGCCGCCACGUGGCAGUUCUAGAACCUUCCUCUGCCAUAGAUGUGCGGCGGGAGCUUCCAGGCUCGUCAACUUCAGAUGCGCUCUAGUUUUGAUGCUCAGCCUCGCCGCUUUCCUUUUUGCUGCUUUCUGGUUUAUUCCUUCUCGAUAUAGGCAUCCUGGAUUUGAUGCGAAAGCCUCCGUCAAGCACAGUGCAACUGUUCAAUCAUAUUUCCAGCUUCAAAAGCCGAUUUCUGAACUUAUACCAUAUAUCUCAAGACUAGAAUAUGAUGUCAAUGAGGAAAUUGGUGUCCUUUCCUUGAAGGUUGCUGUUCUGUCCAUACACCAGGCAGACUUAUCUAACUCAACUGAUGUGGUGUUUGGUUUCCUUCCUGAUCCAAUUAAUACUACAACAAAUCUUGUGGCCUUGAGUGUGUUGAAAUCAUCCCUGAUUGAUCUGUUUCUUCAACAAUACAAUUUGACAUUAACCCCAACAAUUUUUGGAGAAUCUUCUUCAUUUGAGAUUCUAAAAUUUCCUGGUGGAGUUACUAUAAUUCCAGAGAAUAGUCCAUUGCUGUCUUUGCCUUUAGUCAAUUUCACUCUCAAUAGCUCAAUUUAUGAUAUUAAAGGAAAUCUUCCAGAGUUGAAAAAACAACUAAAACUGGGAUUGCACCUGUUGCCCAAUGAGAUGGUGUACAUACAAGCAACAAACGAACAUGGCUCAACAAAAGAUUCGCCAGUGAUGGUUGAAGCUUUAGUUGCAUCUGACAUUCCAAUACAGCCAGAGAGAUUAAGACAGCUAGCUCAGACAAUUACUGGGUCACCUACUAAAGAAAACCUUGGGCUUGAUCAUUCUGUUUUUGGAAGAGUUAAGGAAAUAAGCUUGUCAUCAUUUCUAAAUCAUUCCCUUUUCCCUCCAGUGCCAACACCUAAACUGACACCUACACCUUCUUCAUCUCCAUCACCAUCACCGUCACCAGAAAGCGCUUAUUAUACCAGACCAUCUAUGGUGCAAUCUUAUUCUCCUGGUAUUUCACCCGACUCACGCCAUGCUCCACCACCUUGCCCUACAUGUUAUGCCUAUGAACCUUCACCCCGUCCACAUAAUGCUCCUCAACAUUCUUUAUCUCCAAAUUCUGAUUCUCCCACACCCUUAGGCUGUCAGCAUUGUGGUUCUGAUGAUUCACCAAGUCCAUCUCCAACUUCUCGUCUUGACCAAAUUUCACCAAACUCGUCUCCUCGUGCCACCAGAAAAUCAUCUGAAGCAGUAUCAACACCCCAGACCUCACCAGCCAGUUCUCCGCUAGCUGGUAUUCCACAUGGUUAUCAAAGUCCAGACAAUAGGAGUGGAAAAGGUUUGGGAUCACCACUUCUUGUUUCGGCGACUUAUACUUAAUUCACUCUUGAGUAUCCAAUUCUUAAACCGACUGCUGAUGUUCCUGCUCCUGCUCCUGCUCCUGCUCCUGCUCGGGAUGUCCUAGAUGAUACCCAUGUAUUUAAAGACAGUUUUGAUGGUGGAAAGAGCAACAAACAAGUGAAUUGGAGUUGAUACCUAAUCUUAUAGAAUGGCCGUAUGCGACCUAACCAUAAAAGGAAAUUGGUAGGUUGCCUAGUUGCAGGUUUCCAAAAGAACAAACUGUAAAAAUGCACGUGUUCUUUCGGGGAUCUAGUUGCAGAUGCGGAAUGUAAUGGUAACGAAAAAAGAGUAGAUAUUUGUACAGUUUUAGUUAAGAAAUGAGAAUUAUUAUCACA
Messenger RNA from Salvia splendens (bonfire salvia), 2119 nucleotides. RefSeq names its product synaptojanin-1. Lineage: Eukaryota; Viridiplantae; Streptophyta; Magnoliopsida; Lamiales; Lamiaceae. The record is from RefSeq and is a predicted model, not a curated record. The transcript is spliced from 5 exons. Bases 336 to 1763 code for a protein of 475 amino acids.